UGCGCACUCGAUUGUUUUGACUGAAAAUGCCGUCGGUUUCGAAAACGGCGGCCAAUGCGUCUCCUCAAAACGAGAAACCGACCCACUAUACCUACUUGAAGGAGUUCAGGACCGAGCAGUGCCCGCUGUUCCUGCAGCACAAGUGCACGCAGCACAGACCAUUUACGUGCUUCCAUUGGCAUUUUCUUAACCAGAGGCGGCGGAGACCCAUCCGCCGGAGGGACGGCACCUUCAACUACAGCCCCGACGUCUACUGCACCAAAUACGACGAGACCACAGGCAUUUGCCCAGAUGGAGACGAUUGUCCUUAUUUACACCGGACCACGGGAGACACCGAACGCAAGUACCACCUCCGCUAUUACAAGACGGGCACGUGCAUCCACGAGACAGACGCCCGGGGGCACUGCGUGAAGAACGGCCUCCACUGCGCGUUUGCCCACGGCCCGCAUGAUCUCAGACCUUCUGUAUAUGAUAUCAGAGAGAUCCAAGCACAAGAGGCGCUCCAGAAUGGCCAGCUGGGCUCCGGCGAAGGGAUUCCCGACCAGCAGCCCGGCGUGUUAGCCAGCCAAGCCAUGAUUGACAAGACUCUGACGGAGGACCCCAGGUGGCAAGACACCAACUUUGUUUUAGCGAACUACAAAACGGAGCAGUGCACCAAGCCGCCCAGACUGUGCAGACAGGGCUACGCUUGUCCACACUACCACAACAGUCGAGACCGCAGACGCAAUCCGCGCAAGUACAAGUACAGGUCGACUCCAUGCCCCAGUGUGAAACACGGCGACGAAUGGGGCGAGCCCUCCAAGUGCGACAGCGGCGAUGCUUGCCAGUAUUGUCACUCGCGCAUGGAGCAGCAGUUUCACCCAGAGAUCUACAAAUCCACCAAGUGCAACGACAUGCGGCAAACCGGGUACUGUCCCCGGGGGCCCUUCUGUGCCUUUGCACACGUAGAAAGUCUCCCCUCAGGAAUCCCCUCUGGCGAGGACACCAUGAGCUCGUUGCUAACGGCCAUGCAUUCCAGCUCGCAUUGCCAGCCAGGCUCGCACCAGUAUUGCGAGUGUCCGGUGGGCGAGUGGACGACGGCCGUCGGCUCCGGCACCAGCAACGGCCAAGUGGCGAGUACACAAAACAGCGUCUUUUGUGCGGUCAACCCCUUGGCGUCGAGCUUCACCUCCAGCAUAACGUCCAGCUUGGCCUCCAGCAUUGGCUCGGACAACUCCUCCCCGACCACCUUGUCCACCAUGAACGCAAAAGCCACGCCGUUCUAUCCCGGGAGCAACACGGUGGAGUCAGUCAUAGGAUCCGCUCUGGACCUCAACUUUAGCGACAUUAACGUUGCAUCGCUCGAUAAGGAGCUAGAAGAACAAGACAACAAUGUUGGACUGGAAAGUCAAAGGAUGCUCGGCGGCUCGGCCCCGGUCAACAUUCCAGGCUCGCUGGCGCGCUCGUCAUCCUUCAAUUCCUCCUCGUCGCUGUCCACCUCGCCACUGAGCUCGCUGUCGCAGUCGCAGUCCCUGCUGUCCGCAGUGUCGCAUCACAACCACACCGCUAACAUGUUGGCCAAGCAGGAGCACAGCCUGCUGGGAACGCCCACGUCGUCUUCCCAGAACUCCUUAGGCUUGAACGGCGCCAGCAGCAUUUGGGACUUUGUGAGCGGCAGCUUCUCGCAGAGUCCGUCGCCUGUCUUCAGCAGCCUGACGUCUGCGGCGGGCGGCGGCAGUGGUGAUGUAUCGCGUCUCUUUCGGGAACUGGACGAGGCCAAGAGGAAGAUCAAACAGUGCGAGGAGGCCUGGCACCAGGUCAAACAGGCGUGCGAAACAUGCCAGAAAGAUGCCCACGAAGCCAAGGAACAAGCCAAGGCAGCGGAGGUAGAGCGGCAGUUGGCCGAGCAGAAACGGGAUGAGACGGAGCGCAAGAUGAAGGACCUCCGGGGGAACUUUGACGCUCUGUGCCGGGCGCCCGGAGCACCGCUCCUCCGCAGCUACGGCGAGCUGGACCAGCUGCCCCUGUCCAAGCUGCACUUGCUCAAGAACCAGCUGCGCAACGACCUCGACCUCAUAGAUGGGGUCAUAUAUUUACUUCAGUCAAAGAAAUGCGUAGUUUGCCAAAAGCACGACCGAAGCAUUGUGCUGCAGCCGUGCCAACAUUAUGUUCUAUGCGAGAGCUGCGCGUCCAGCAAAGCCGAAUGUCCCUACUGUCGAACAAAAAUACUCAAGUGGUGAUGUAUGCUCACACACCAGAGGUUCUAUGUAGAAAAAAAAUAAGAUAUCAAAAAAGAAUCGAUAUCAAAUUUUGUAUAUUUCAUACAGCAAUUCAAUGUAGAAUGAAAUGAUGCUUGACUCAUAAGUAUAUAUAACGUUGAAUCAUAUACAGGGGUUUUGGAUGUUUAGUUUUUGCUCAUUUUACGUGGUAAACAUCUUUAGUGAGCAAACAAUUAUCUUCAAAAUACUCAAUUACGCUACAAUAGCUAAACUAUACAGUAUAUGUAUAUGCAUCUCAGUAAGUUAGAAAAUUAUGGAAAACUUCAUUAAUUUCAGUAGUUUAAUUCAAAAAGUGAAACUCGUUUAGAUUCACGACACACAGUGAAAUAUUAAUAAAUAUUUUUCGCAGUUUUGACUAUUAUGGCUUGCAGUAGGGCUGCACAAUUAAUCACAUUUUAAUGGUGAUCGCGAUUUUGGCUGACACAAUUAAAGGAGCCUGAUUGUCGGCAAUUUUAUUUUAUUUUUAUGUUUUUUAUUUUACAUUUAAGUAGAGCAAAGAUUGGUGCCAGCGCCUCGGAAAGGGGUCGACAUCCGCUUUCUACAUGUUUUGAUUCAGGGCAAGAGACUUUAAACAAGAAGCCGUAAGAGUGCAGCAGAGUUGAGUUGUCUGCCCUGCAGGUCGGUAACACAACUAACUAAUCUGUUUAGUUGUAGAAAAAUGGCAAAAUACUGGACAAGGAAAACGUGAUCCCCUCAUGCAAUUAUUUCUUCAAAGUAGCAUUAAAUACACUAAUAUAUUUAUUCAGUUAGCCCUUAGUAAAAUUUAAUUUCUUGGGUAAUUGUUUUUUAAAUUAUCCAUCAUUUAUUCUUAUUUAAAGAUUCAUUUUGUACUUUACAUAUUGUUUGUUGAAAAGUAAUGCAAUAAACAUCGAUUUUUUCCUAACAUGAGGAAUAAUCGCGAUUAAUAAUUGCAAUUACAAUAUUGAUCAAAAUAAUCGUGAUUAUUAUUUUCGCUAUAAUCGUGCAGCCCUAUCUCACAGCUAACAAAAACGCGGAAUUCACCAUCUCUGGAAAUUAGAAUAUUUCAAUAGAAACAAUCACAAUGCUUUUUUGAAUACAGUUACAAUAGAAACAAUCACAAUGCUUUUUUGAAUACAGAACUUAAGAGUUUGCCUUCUGAAAAUUAUUUUCCCAGAUGUGUUUAAAUUAAUCUAUAUAACAUUUUCAAUUCAACAACAGUCCUGGAAUAAAUGAACUUUUCUGCGGUAUUCUAAUUUAUUAAGAUGCACCUGUAAUUUCACUUCAAAUGACCUGUCAGCGUUUAUGAACAAAUUAACAAAUCUAAUGUGAGUUUUUUACCCGACAGAAUUGAAUGUGUCCUGGAUCUUCAUCGUUAUCAGACGCACUUAGUAAUAAUUCAACAAUAAUAAUAAUUUCAUAAAGACACUGAUGGAAACAUUUUCUAUUCAAGACGAGAAGCUUACGGCAUUGCAUUGACUGUUCUUCUCUAAAUAAUCUAUCCCAAUGCAGGAGAAGGCCAAAGUCACUUAAAAUGGGCAACAGUUAGACAUCCACUUUUCCUUUAGAUAAAGAGGAACGUGUUUUUAAAUGGUCAAUUAUUCACUUGUAUUUUGGGAGAACAUAAUGUGAAAUUUAACACUAUGCAGAAUGAAUCUUUGAUGUUACAAAAAAAACCAACACUAUUUGUAUUGCAAAAUGAUCAUUUUUGUCAAGUGUUUCAGGUAUUAGUACUGAAUGUUCCUCUUUAAGUAAAAACCCCAAAUAUUCGUUGAUAUGAAUGCAGCCAGUCAAGAAAUUAUUCUGACCAAUUUUCUGAAGAUUUCUUAAUUAAAGCACUUUGUUGACGUGGGACUAUUAAAAGGGUAUAGAGACAAUUUCUUUAAGCUGCUUUGUAGGUUUUUUUUUUUUUUUUUUAACUAGUCAUACUUUUUAUAAACAUACCUAUAAGUAUAAGCUAAUGCUUUUUUUGUGUACUGUGAAACAUAAAUGGAAUAUUUCAUGUUUCCUGUUGUUAAAUCAUGGCAUGAUUCUUCAUAUUAAGAUUUAAUAAGAAAAUAAAAGUAUUUAAUAGUUUCUACUUUCAUAGAAUUACAAAUACACAAAAAAAAUCAAUUAAGUGCAAAUUUAAGAUGCAUUUUAGGCAUAACCAGCAGCUGUAAUAUGUAUAAAGGUGCACACACGCUACACGUGUUUCAAUCAAUUUUGGUUUUUGUAAAGAUUUAUAUGGAGGAGCAUGUAUUGUUUUUUUUUUUUUGUGUGUAGGAAACUAGCCUCCAGAACAUAUCGGCCUCCAGCUCUAAAGUGCCUUAAACUCAAAUUGUAGGAGCGGAAAAGCUUUUUUUGUGAAAUGUGUCAAACAAGUUGACGUAAACACCACGACCACAUGCAUAUUCGACCCAGUUCCGUUAAUAUUAUUUGAUAGAACAUUGCCAGUGCCUGCGUCCUUGUCGUUGGCCGCGUCGCUCUUUUGAGAUUUGGUCUUUUCUUUCCUGGUUGUAUGCAAACAAAGGGCACAUGCAUUUGUAUAGAAAAAGCUCUCAAGACAAUUCCCGAGGUUAACUUCAUCGAGUCCGUCUGAAAUGACCUUCUACUGUGUUAAUGAAUCGUCUCUCCCUCUCUCUGUCUAUCUCGCUUUAAAAAUGAAUAUGAAGUCUGCAGGUGCAAUUGAUUUUGCUACCUGUUAAGUUUACAUUCCCCAACGUGACAAAGCAGCGCAACGGAAAAAAUAUUGCAAAAGAUGUACUGUACGUUCGCUGAUCACUGAGUUAAAGAGGCGGACGGGGCUGCUAUGAUUCGGCCAUGCACGACAUUUAGAGUUGGCUCGCAUCUGGACCGGCAGAGGUGUUGAAGCAGGUUACACAUAACUAAGCUUUUAAUAUUUUCAAUGUUAUAACUGAUUUUUUAAAUGUGAGACCCCACGCAUGAUGAGGACAAAAAUCGGUGUGUGCGCUUUCUCCUAUGAUAGUCUGUGGUGCACAGUUUGCCCUGGCAAACUCUCCUUGCCAUUUUGAUUGUGAGGGAAUGACACGUAAUACAAACACUUGACACAGCCCUGACUGGUUCCGAACAGAUCAGGAAAGCACUUGAACACACCCCACACCGCAGGAUAAUUGCUCAUGUUAAUCUUUGAGAGACCUUGGAUAAUUGGCCCUUUUCAUCACAGUAGUGGGCACGUGUGUACACUGCUCAAGACUAAUAAGGCUAGCAACCUCUUAAUCACAAAUCCCCACAAAUGAGACCACUUACCGUUUUGACACUAGAAACUGAUGCUUCCUUCCAGAAAACUGGGAAGUCGGACAUUUCGGAGUUCGAAUGAACUCGCCUUCACCAAAAUGCACAAUUUUGUUAUUAUGUGUCAUUUAAUGGUCCGCAGCUUAAGAAACACUUCUACAAAUCUCUGCAAAUGUCAAAUAAUCACUUCUACAAAAGUCCAAGGAAAUCACAAUGUCUCGUCACUCGUGAGCUAUUUUUUUUAAUCACUUCUACAAAAGUCCAAGGAAAUCACAAUGUCUCGUCACUCGUGAGCUAUUUUUUUUAACAGGUCCGAGGGCUACUCAUUUGGUUGCUAGGUGCUACUCAUGGGCACUAGUUUGGUGAGGAUCAGCCCCCCUCCUCCAUGCUUAUGACACGCAGUAUGAUUUUUUGUUUUUUGCCAGCUGUCUGCACUGGUGCACUUCGAGCCCCGAAUCUAAAAUUUGUGAGCGCGAACUGCAUAGCAAAUGCUAGCCCCUACAAAGACAGUACGGCUUCAUUUUUUUUUCUCUUCUACCCCCCCCCCCUCCACGAGCCCCCCCUCGUGGAGGUAGCACUUCAUCACCGCGCUGUCAAAUUCCACUGGUCAGUUAGUGUGUCUAUCCAGGCGCACAAUACAAAUACACCCUCGCCUCCACCGCAUCGACAUCACCGAGCAGUCAAGUUAAUGUUACUUAUCAGAAGCUAAAGCUAAUUUGUGUAACCAACAUAACUCCAUGCAGCUCUGCUUAUCUUUUGGCUUUGAUACGAUGUUUGAGCCACUUUGGUCCUGUCGUUGUGUAAAUUGGUGCGGAGGCCUAUGCACUCGCUCCGGGAAUAGGCAGAUCACACAUUUACUUAGUUGCAUAAUUUCACACUUUGUAGUCCCCUUUGUUAUUCUGGGGGGAAAAAAUAAAAAAUCAUCAAGCUUGGCCAAAAAUAUUCAGCAUUUUGUCGGGACUGAUGACGGUCAAGUUAUUUUACAAACAAGACAAACGCGAGCUUGUUGUGGUCGUUGGCCUUUUUGUUUUCAAACAUUACGUCAGCGCUUUGACUUCAAACCCAAUUUAAGCAUGUCCUAAGCACUGAUCAGUAUCUUUUCGACUUCCCAGCAGCCUUGAACGCAGCGCUUAACCUUAAGAAAAAGUGUUGUUUUUUUUUUUUUUUUUUUGUAAGCCAAGGGACAAGCGAGGUUUUCAUUAGAAUGAAUGACAGCACAGCAAGCUACAUCUACUCAUUUUUAUACAGUUUGUAUUUUUACAUGCGACACAAAAAGCAGUCCUAAAGCUUCCGCUGUUGCGUGAUAUGAAAAUGAACAAUAAUUAUUAAUUUGCUGUAUUUGUGUCACUGUAUUUCAAUUGACACCUUUGAUGUAGUUAAAACGCUUAUUAGUGACUAUGGGGAAAAGUAUUUGUGUAGUUCCUUCACAAUUUUUUCUUUUAAAUCUAAUUAAGUAUUUGUGUAGUUCCUUCACAAUUUUUUCUUUUAAAUCUAAUUACAUUUGUACAAUUGUGCUAGGAUUUUUGUAACUGCCCUUGCAAUGAUGUCACAGACCUGUACUGCAGUAAAUUGUCAAAAGUUUGUGUUUACUUGUUUUGUUAUUUUUUUAUUUUUUAAACUGUUUAAUUUGACAGGGUCCUUUGGUCGUCGUCAUUUUGCCUGUAAAACAACAACAACAAAACAAUGAUGUCUCAUGCAAAAUGUAGAUUAACAAACCAAAGCGAUGUUUCCAGUAGCUGUCCAAAUAUUCAAAAAGAUUCUCUUUUUAAAACAGAACUCCACGCAUCGCUGGGGAGCCUUUCGAGACUUGGAAUUCCGUUUUUGGGGUCUGUCGAUAUUUCACUUAGCGGCUAAAUAACAGCACUAUGCCGAUGGGCUUUUGCUUCUAACUUCAAAGCACUUGAGCCUUUGUUUGUUGCAGUUUUACCAAAGACCUGUACAUUUUGCUUUCAUUUUUAUCCCUUUCUGUAAUAAAUGGAAGUUACUAAAAUUAAAAAAAAUAAUAAUAAUAUAAUCACCUACUACCUUAAAUAGUUAAUUAGCAGUAAUAAAUUAAGUGUUUUUCUCUCACUCGACAAAAAAAUGCAGACAAAUCCUGACCAAGUGUUUUUCCGGCCAAUUUAAGAACAGUGAAGGAAUUGAAUGUGCUCUUGAAGUGGCCAUAUCAGCUUCACUUUUCUCAACUUGUAUUGACUCUCAAUACAUUACAAUAUGUAUACAGUGGAUAGUUAUUCAUUUAUAUACUGUUUAUGAUACUGUACAGUGCUUUGGAUUCAGCAUCUAGAAAGUGAGGCAUCUAGAAAGUGAGGCUAUCUGGCAGAUACAGACUUAAUUAUCCCAACAAAACAAUCCAAAAAGUCCAGUUUGUAAGUUUGUAAUAACAGCAAUUAGCAUUACUUUUUUGCAUUUUUAUGAUUGGAUUUGCGUUCUCUCGAGAGAUAAAAUUGUCAAAUUCCUCUGAAUUAGGAUCCAAAAAUCGAGUGCCUUCCACGGGUCAAGUGGACGACGAUGUUCCGUCAUCUUUUAUUUGGGCCAAUUUCGCUAAAAGGUUUAAAAGUGGUGGAUAGUCGACCCUUUCCCCGUUAACGUGAAAACCACUUUUACAAAACAGAGCACACUUCUCUGCUGCAACCAACAGAGGCGCUGCUGAGUCUUUCUCAUUUUGAGAACAACAACAUGACGUUACGUAUGGGAACAUGCAGAGAGAGAUUGGUACGGAACGAUUUUUCAACACGCAAUUUCAUUUCCAUUUGAUUUCUUUAGCAAAUGAAGGCGUAAAGUGAAGCUAACUCCAGGAAGUGGUCAGACGUCAGCGUGGAAAGGGUCUGUUUUUCCCUUCAUGGUCUGUAUUUGCCAUUCCAUUCAAGACAUGAACUUCAAAACGGCAAUAUUGAGCCAUUUAGGACACAAUUUAGAUGAAUCCGGCACCAAAUGGGAAACAAAAAGUACCAAAUACAAAGAAUCUUGUAAAUGAACUGUACACGGCAUACUUUUGAAUCUGUUUUGCAUUCUAGUUGUGUUUGUCGUCUUUUUUUAAUUCUUUUUUUUAAUACUAUGAACAUGCGAACCUGAAGGUUUAUGCAAUCUUGUACACGUUUAAUGACGUCGAGUGUGAUGUUUGAAUUGAAAAUGACUUUACUCGUGCGAUUGUUAUGGAAAGUACAAAAAGAAUCAAUGUGGAACCGGCUGUUCCACGUACUGUAGAAAUGUUGUUGUUAUUAACUGUUUGAAGCCCUGAAAUAUUGAAUGUAUUGUUCUAAAUUAGAUAUUCAAUGAAGAGGUCACUGGAAUAUUAAUACUACAGAGCACAGUUCAUUCAUUUUGAUGUAGCAACUAGUUGUAAACUGCUAUUCAAUAAAAACAAAUGUAUUAGCACUAAGUUUUUUUUUUUCUCCCAGGUUAAUGCAUUGAUUGAAUGAAAUCUAGAUUUAAUGGGUUUAUUCCUGUCAGUGGGGUUGAAUAUUUGAAUAUUUUUUUGUGACAAUAUGUAGGAAUUCAAGAUGAUAAUCACAAGAAUUAUACUGUCGGUAUCUCGAUUCUGUGUUGUGUGCACAAACAUACCGUAUAGGUGCAAGUCUUAUUACCAGAUUUUUUUUUCUAUUAUUAUUUUGGUUUUAUAUAUUAAAGAUUGUGUACUGCAUAUUUUCUGUAGUGUAUGACUAGUUAACACUUGUUAAAUUGUUACACUGCGGUGUUGUAAUGGUUUACAGCAUUCACAAGAUUAUUUUUUAUCAUUCUUGACAAUUAAACAAAUUUUUCAUCUCC
This is a messenger RNA of Phycodurus eques (leafy seadragon), 9215 nucleotides long. It is a transcript of the gene unkl, whose product is annotated as unk like zinc finger. The coding region runs from base 27 to 2219 and encodes 730 amino acids. Gene Ontology annotation, molecular function: metal ion binding. The record is from RefSeq and is a predicted model, not a curated record. Lineage: Eukaryota; Metazoa; Chordata; Actinopteri; Syngnathiformes; Syngnathidae. The transcript is spliced from 14 exons.